This is a messenger RNA of Camellia sinensis, 1893 nucleotides long. NCBI's taxonomy places the organism in Eukaryota, Viridiplantae, Streptophyta, Magnoliopsida, Ericales, Theaceae. The record is from RefSeq and is a predicted model, not a curated record.
AUGGGGAAAAUUGCUAAGAGGAGGGAACUUGUUAAUAAAUGGAAUGGUUUGAUUUGCCCUAAAAUGGAGUCCAAGUUGCAUGAUGGUUUUAAUACUUCGAGGCCAUGGAUUGUUAGUUCAUCUAGAAAUGAUGUCUAUGAGGUGCAUUCGCAUCCAUCUGUUUCAGUUGACAUUAGUAGACGAAUAUGUUCUUGUGGCGCGUGGCAGUUGAAAGGGUUUUCCUGUGCACAUGCAGUUGGUGCUAUACAAAAGAGUGGACAUGAUUUGAGUUUAUUUGUUGAUCAAUACUUCUAUGUUCAAAGUUAUCGAGAGUUCUAUUCUUUUCCCAUAUAUCCUGUUCCUUCAAUUUGGAAACCAGAUUGGAAUGUUGAUGGUGAUAGUGAUGUUGUUCUUCCUCCUUUGUCUAAGAAGCAACCAGGAAGGCCAAAUAAAAAGAGGAUUCGUUCCAAUGGACAGAAAUUUGAAGGUGGAAUUGUUGAAUUUCGUAAUGCAUUGUCGAAGUUUUCUAUUGAGUGUGGAUUUGAGUUCAUAUUUGUUAAGAAUGAUAAAGUUCGUGUUACUGCACAAUGUUUGUUUAGAGAGACAAAAUGUUGUAUGUGGAAUGUUCAUGGUAGAGUGGAGAAUGCUAAUGGGUUCUUUUAUAUAAGGAAGUUGAACAAUGUCCACAUAUGUGGUGCUGAAGUACGUACGAUGACUCAUUCUCGUAUGAGUUCUGAUUUAGUUGCUGAUUUGAUUGUUGAAAGUGUUCGUGAUAAUCCAUUGACACGUCCAGUUCAUGUUGUUCGGGAUUUUAAGUUGGGAUGGUAUGUGGAUGUUCCAAAGAGUUGCAAUCUAGGGAGUUACAUUGAGUUUGAGUGUGAUGAUGAUACUAAACGGUUUAAGAGAUUAUUUCUUUCUUUUCAUGGUUCCAUUAGUGGAUUUGAUUAUUGUCGACCUCUCUUAUUCCUUGAUGGCACAUUUUUGAAGGGAAGAUUUAGAGGAAAUUUACUUGCUGCUACAGGAAAAGAUGGAAAUCAAGGGUUCUUUCCUGUUUGUUUUGUAGUUGUUGGCUCAGAGAAUCAAGAUAAUUGGCGCUGGUUUUUAGAGCAUUUGAGUAGAAUUGUUUCACCAGAACGAAAUGUUAUAUUUGUGUCAGAUCGUAACCUUGGAUUAGUUGAAGUGUUACCAAAGGCUAAAGGUGGGUUAAGAGUUGAGAAGUUUUUAGAUGACAUACUAUAUGAUCAUUGGAGUAAUGCAUACUUUCGAGGGAAACGCUUUGGAGAGAUGUGGUCAAAUGUAGCUGAAUCUUUCAAUUCGUGGAUACGAGAGGAACGCCACUUGCCUAUCACAAAGUUGAUUGAUAGUGUAAGAAUUAAGUUGAUGAGGAAAAUUGCUAAGAGGAGGGAACUUGUUAAUAAAUGGAAUGGUUUGAUUUGCCCUAAAAUGGAGUCCAAGUUGCAUGAUGGUUUUAAUACUUCGAGGCCAUGGAUUGUUAGUUCAUCUAGAAAUGAUGUCUAUGAGGUGCAUUCGCAUCCAUCUGUUUCAGUUGACAUUAGUAGACGAAUAUAUUCUUGUGGCGAGUGGCAGUUGAAAGGGUUUUCCUGUGCACAUGCAGUUGGUGCUGUACAAAAGAGUGGACAUGAUUUGAGUUUAUUUGUUGAUCAAUACUUCUAUGUUCAAAGUUAUCGAGAGUGCUACUCUUUUCCCAUAUAUCCUGUUCCUUCAAUUUGGAAACCAGAUUGCAAUGUUGAUGGUGAUAGUGAAGUUGUUCUUCCUCAUUUGUCUAAGAAGCAACCAGGAAGGCCAAAUAAGAAGAGGAUUCGUUCAAAUGGUGAGAAAGUGAGACAAAUUACUUGUAGUAGAUGUGGGAAGGUUGGCAAUCACAAUAAGAAAUCAUGUAAAGAGGCUUUGUGA